AUGAUGAUGAUGCAAACGACGACGAAAACGACAGUGGAAGCGAGACGGUCGUUUUUUAGCAAAACGCCCGCAGAAGAGACAAAAAAAUCAAACGCGCAAAAUCACGAGCACUCUUUCGGCGGCGACGUGGAGACGCAUCAUCGCGACGACGAUGCGUCGUACGACGACGACGACGAGCACAACAGAUGGGAAACGAACGAAGAUUUCGACGAAGACUACCACGAUUACGACCGGUACCACGAUUUUAACGUCACCAAACGAUUGGAAGAAAUCUUCCCUGUGAUCGAUUUGGACCAAAACGGAAUCGUCUCGCGAGAAGAGCUCAGAAUUUGGCACUACGCGCAGGCGAGGAACCACUCGGAAAACCGAGCGGAACACGAAUUCGACGUCACGGAUAACGACCACGACGGGUUCGUGACUUUGAAAGAAUAUUUGGAGGAUGAUUUCGACGUCGACGUGACCGGGAACGGGACCGAGAAGGAAAUGGAGGAGUACAACGUUCGAUGGAUACGCAACGCGAGGAAAGUGUUCGAGUUGACGGAUACCGAUAAAGAUGGGAAGUUGAACAGGACGGAAUUUUUUUACUUCAUACAUCCGGAGGAAGGGAAAAGAGGGUCGGAGAUUGGGAAGCAUCUGGUCGCGGAGACGAUUCGGGAUCACGACACGAAUAUGGACGAGAAGUUGAAUUUCACGGAAUUCUACGAAAGUUUGUUUCACCAAGUGGACGAAGUCGAAGAGGAACCUGUUGGGAGCGAUGAUAAAACGAAUAGCAACGAAGAGGGUAGCAACAACAACGACGCGUACGAUGAAAGCGUUAUGCGCGUGCGAGCCUUAGCGCUGUUUGCUCGAUUAGAUAAAGAUAAAGACGGGUUAGUCACCUCGCACGAGUUACACGCGGACGAGGCGAGUUACAAAAAAUUACAUCCGACCAACGACGAUCACGCGAGAGACCAAAGCGGGAGCUUAGUCGACGACGCGGACGAGAAUAAAGACGGCGGUCUGAGUUUGGUGGAAAUUUUAAAGAAUAAGAUGAUGUUUUACUCCACGGCGAUGACGAGCGAGGACGAUUAUCACGAUUAUCACGACGAGUUUUAA
Molecule: messenger RNA, 1095 nt
Organism: Bathycoccus prasinos
Lineage: Eukaryota; Viridiplantae; Chlorophyta; Mamiellophyceae; Mamiellales; Bathycoccaceae
Exons: 1
Coding region: 1-1095 (364 amino acids)
Cellular component (GO): endoplasmic reticulum
Molecular function (GO): calcium ion binding
Source: RefSeq, a predicted model, not a curated record